GAUUCCAAAUAAUGUAGAAUUAUCAACCGCAUUGGACUUAAAUGCGAAACUCACUCUCGUCAAUGUUCACUUCACCGUAGGGUUUAAACUCUGAUUACACUCACCGGCUCUCUCCGCCGCAAUGGGCGGAGCCACUAGGUUCUUCGUUCUCCUUUCCGGUCCUCUUCCUCUCAUUCACCACCGCCGCCCUUCCUUUCUCCGUCUCGCCUCUCAUUACCAUAAGUUCUUCCAAUCUUCUAUUCAGCCCAGCGCCAGAAACUUAUCCUCUUCCUUUAACCCAAUUAGAGCCUCUCGCCAUGUUCAUUCCCAAAUCUCCACUCUUGGGGACGAUUUCGGGAAUUUUGAAGACUCGGGGUCCGCCAGUGGCCUGUUUUCUCCGGAUUCUUCUACUUGGCGGGAAUGGUCCCAGUUCCUCGGGAGCCUCAACGCCGGUGGCUACUUCGGUCGUUGGGAUUCUGGAAUUGAGCUCGUCGCUGAUCAGAAGCUGCCGGCUGAGUUUGUGAAUGCGGCUAAUGCUUGUUUCGCUUUUUCCAUCGAGCGAGAACAUCUUUUAGGAUUGCUUCCUAGGAGGGAUAUUGAGGUCUUGGUUGAAAGUGUGAGCCCAUGUCUGUUCAGAGAUGGGGAUGCUUCAUUGAGGAAGAUGAAGUUGUUUUUACGAGGCGACGGAACUCAGGUUUCGGAUCACGAUAAGGCACGAACAAUUGAUUUAUUCAAAUUUAUCUUAAGCUAUGCAAGGAACCCAACUGUUUCUUCAGAAAGUAAUCUGUACAGUAGAGAUAUGGUAGAAUCAUCUAUGAGGAAUCUGUUACGUGAAAUAUGCAAGCUCUGUUUUAGCAAUCCAGAUCCGAAGCCUUUGGAGAUGGCUAAUCAGUUUUCUGACAAAUAUGGGCAAUCACGAGGGCUUUACGGGCCAAAAAUUGAAAUGAAAAGAGGCGACUGGAUUUGUCCGAGAUGUAGUUUCAUGAACUUCGCAAGAAAUGUAAAAUGCCUUGAAUGUGAUGAGGCACGGCCAAAGCGACAGCUGAUUGGUGGAGAAUGGGAAUGCCCUCAAUGUGAUUUUCUCAAUUAUGGGAGGAAUACAGUGUGCCUACGGUGUGAUUGCAAAAGGCCAGGGGCUCCAUUUGUCAGUACCAUUAACAUGAAUUCUGGUCUAGGGGAUGACAAUGGAAGUUGUGCAACUAAGAUCGACAUUGAUAGUAAGUUGGCUGCAAAUGAAGAGAAAGCUCAGCGCUGGUUUGGUAAGAUUUCUCAGCUGGACAGUACGUCUGAUUCGGGCUCCUCGAUAACAGAUGAAGAUUUCCCUGAAAUAAUGCCAUUGAGAAAAGGAGUUAACAGAUUUGUUGUGAGCACGAGGAAGACACCUCUGGAGAGGAGGUUGGCUAAUGCUCAAUACAGAAGAAACUUAGGCAACGAUGGAGUUCCAGAAAAUACCAGCAGUGAACUUUCUGCUGCUAACAAUUCUCUGGACAAAACAAUAAGUCGAAGUUUGGAUGACAUUCUCGGUCGUACAUCCACUAAUUCUGAAUCCAUGAAUGUCGGAAAGGAACAAGGGACUGGUACCAAUAAGACUUCGUUAUCCAGUUCAGGUUCUUCACAGUACGAAUCCUUGAAAGGAAGUAAUUCCAGUUAUGUUCCAUUUGUUCCAUUGCCUCCAGAUAUGUUUGCAAAAAAACCUAAGAAUUCAAGCAUGGAGAGUGAGGUAGUUGAUACUGAUAAUAACAGAUCCCUCUCAUCGGGCUCUAAUGAGUGGACAAGUAGUGCUUCUCAGAGCAAUGGAUUGAACGAAGUAGGAGAUAUUCCUUCAACGCUAAAUCAGAUUGAGAAAACCAAUGAAGGGAAGGAAGAAGCUGAAAAAUCUGAGAGAUGGUUUAAAAGGGUUGCGGAACUGCACAAUGUGACAGAUCUUACUAGUGCAAUAUCUAAUGAAGACUUCCCUGAGAUCAUGCCGAUGCGCAAGGGAGAAAAUAGAUUUGUAGUCAGUAAAAAGAAAGACCGCUCUUUAACGUCUCCAGCGUAUAAAAGACGUUCAACUAUGGAGCAAUCUGGCAGUUCUAACUUUGUCCCCUUCGUUCCUUUCCCACCAGACUACUUCGCGAAAAAAGAUAAGCCUUCUUCAGAUGACUCAAAUAGUAAAGUGACUGAAGCACAUUCGAACAAUUCUAGAAUUGAAGUCGAUGAUAGAAAUAAUGCUCAACAGUCUGAUAACCAAAAAACUCAAACAAGUAGGUCCAACUCAGAACUUCGUGCAGGGAAUUCAAGUUGGAACAAUGAAGCUUCAAGUAGUAAUUAUGUUGAAAAAGUGGCCAAUAACAACACCAGUGUGGCAGGGAAUCCAUCCGCAUCUGAGGUGCAGAAGAACAUGAGAGAGAAAUGGAGUGGAAAGAGUUUGGAGGGUUCAGCAGUUACUGAACCAGAUCCAUUGGACAUGUCAGAGGAAGCUAAAGCUCAGAGAUGGUUCCGUCGCGUUGCUCAAAUCAAGGACAUCUCCGAACUAAGUCAAAUUCCCGAUGAAGAUUUUCCAUCAAUCAUGCCGAUGCGCCAAGGUGUCAACAGGUUCGUGGUCAGCAAGAGGAAAACACCAUUGGAAAGAAGGUUGACAUCGCCUCAAUACAGAAGAAAUCUGCCCAUUGUUAGUUCAGACCCACCAAAAAGAGAGAAUGAUGGCAGUUAACUAAGAACACCCAACGGCAUUUUAUCUUCUUUCAUAAACUAAGAGUAUUGGUGUUGGUUUAUUCUACAUUGUAAAAAAGAAAGUAACUUCAAAUAUGGGUUUUAUAAUUUAAAAUCUUUGAUUACACUACAUUAGUGAUUAAAUUGAUAUUGAAUUCAAUAAUAGUUAAACCAUAUAAUGGAUAUCUGUUAUGCUUCA
Molecule: messenger RNA, 2869 nt
Organism: Benincasa hispida (wax gourd)
Lineage: Eukaryota; Viridiplantae; Streptophyta; Magnoliopsida; Cucurbitales; Cucurbitaceae
Gene: VAR3
Product: zinc finger (Ran-binding) family protein
Cellular component (GO): cytoplasm
Molecular function (GO): mRNA binding
Source: RefSeq, a predicted model, not a curated record